AUGUUCGCGAGACAUUUUAACCAUUACUGCAGGUCCGACUACAUCGAAGAAGAGGCAUCUCUCUCUGGCGAUGAUGUAGGAAGCGAUGACGAUGAGGACGAAGGACCAGACGAAUACGAAGAAGAAGAAGGGGACAAAGAAGACUUACCAGAUGCAGAAACAAUUAGAGAGCAAUUACAUAAGCAGUGGCUGAAACAGCAACAGGAUGAAGAGCAUCGUAGACUGCUCUACUGGAAGGACCAACUGCUUGCAGAUGGUGACUUGCACAGCGAAACAAAUCGAACAUUUCGUCUUAAACUACGCGAUGAAGAGGACCUGAAUGAAAUAGAUGUUAAUGAUGACGAAGGACAAGAAGAUGAGGCUGAAGAUGAUGAAGCUCGGAAAAAGCGCCUUGAAAUGGUCAAAUGGAAGAUUGAAAACAAAGUAACUUUUUCGGGCUCUGAGAGUCGUAGCGGUUCUCAAUCUUUCGGAAGUGGCAUUUCUAAAAAUUCUUUACUUGCGCAUCGAAGUUCUCUUUCCUUAAUUGUCAAUCAAGUUGAAUCUACUUCGGCCAGCUUGAAAAAGGGUCUAUUUGUUAACAAAACAAAAGAGGUUCUUUUAGCUUUCGCAACGUCUUUCCUCUAA
Molecule: messenger RNA, 624 nt
Organism: Enterobius vermicularis (human pinworm)
Lineage: Eukaryota; Metazoa; Nematoda; Chromadorea; Rhabditida; Oxyuridae
Source: the annotation of a GenBank genome assembly